AUGGGCGAACUUGCCGACUAUUUGAUCCAACACGACGCCAACUUUCGCAAGGCGAGGUUACCUGCGCUUUACUCGGACUUUAGGCCCCAAAAGUCGCUGAACCCCGAUGGCUACCAGGCCAACGUGUCUGCCUGGCGCGGCGCCCUAUCCCUCCUGGCCUCGCGCGGCCUCCUGUCCCGGCAAGGUUCUGGCUCGAGCCUCCUAGUCCUCGACCUCGAUGCUUCGCUACCACGGUCGCUGGAAAGUCGACAGUUCGGCCAGCCGCUGGCCCUCGGCACCGUCAUCCGCGAGGCCACUGCUGGGAGGGACCUCCUGCCGCUGCACGACUUCCUCCACUCGCCACAGAUUAUAUACGAGCGGAGCUGGUCGGACCUACCCUGGAAUGCCAUGUACUGGGCACUGCGACAGGUUGGGAUUCUGGGCGCUGUGCGCGGAGACGACAAGCUCCCCAAAGGGCGGUUUGUCAUAGUGCAAAACGUCGAGGCUGCGAGCAAGGCGCUGGCCCAGAAGACGGCCGAGAGCACGUCCCGGUUCGGUCGCGUCUUCACCAAGUCGCAACUCCGGACCGAGCUUCUUGCGAACCUGGUUGCCGAUCAGCAGCUCUCGGACACAGACGUGGACGUGUUGCUCAAGUUCUUGUCGCGAGACAAAGACAUGAUAGAGUACGAUGGGCAAACGAUACGCUUCAGGGAGACUGGUGAACCAAGGGGCAUCACGGAAGAGGACGCCGCAAUCGCGUCCAUCAAAGAGCUGACUGCGAGUCUCAAACACCAAGCCAGCCUCUUGGACGCUCGAAUAAACCAACUCAACCAAGAAGCCAAGGAUGCCGUCAUCCGCAAGAAUCGCAUCACGGCCCUGGCCGCGCUCAAGUCCAAGAAACUGGCCGAGUCGUCUCUGUCCAAACGAUACGCUACUCUGAACCAGCUGGAGGAGGUGGCGGCAAAGAUCGAGCAAGCAUCGGAUCAGGUUCAACUCGUCAACAUCAUGGAGUCAUCCGCAGGCGCGCUCCGAAACCUCAACGCAAAGGUCGGCGGCGCAGACAGGGUCGACAGCGUCAUGGACCGGCUCAGGGAACAGAUGAAUGACACGGACGAGGUGACGGCCAUUCUGGCCGAGUCCAUGGGUGCCCCCGUCGACGAGAGCGAGAUCGACGAGGAGCUCGAGGCAUUGGAGAGGCAAGAAGCGCUCAAGCACCAAGAGGCGCAGCGGCGGGAGAAGGAGAAGGAAGCCGAGGCCGAGGCGGCCAAGGCGCAGAAGGAGCUGGAUUGUUUGCCCUCUGUUCCGAUCGAUCGCGUCGAGGUGCGGACACCCACCUCGGAGACUGGAAUCGCGCGUCUUUCCUUAGACCAGCCCCAGGAGGAGACCGCGGAAGAGGCAUUGUGA
Messenger RNA from Hirsutella rhossiliensis, 1383 nucleotides. Its product is annotated as snf7 domain-containing protein. NCBI's taxonomy places the organism in Eukaryota, Fungi, Ascomycota, Sordariomycetes, Hypocreales, Ophiocordycipitaceae. The record is from RefSeq and is a predicted model, not a curated record. Gene Ontology annotation, biological process: vesicle budding from membrane; late endosome to vacuole transport via multivesicular body sorting pathway. Bases 1 to 1383 code for a protein of 460 amino acids. The transcript has 2 exons. Gene Ontology annotation, cellular component: multivesicular body; ESCRT III complex; cytoplasmic side of plasma membrane.